Molecule: messenger RNA, 2198 nt
Organism: Gamsiella multidivaricata
Lineage: Eukaryota; Fungi; Mortierellomycota; Mortierellomycetes; Mortierellales; Mortierellaceae
Exons: 7
Coding region: 62-1978 (638 amino acids)
Biological process (GO): regulation of mRNA stability
Cellular component (GO): cytoplasm; nucleus
Molecular function (GO): poly(A) binding; metal ion binding
Source: RefSeq, a predicted model, not a curated record
CUUCUCUACCAUUCCUCGAGUCAGCUCAGCCUUUACGAGAAAAGUCAUCACUAGAAGCACCAUGCCAAGAAUCGUGCUCGGAACACCCCAGGAAAAGGAGCUGACUACUCUGGUUCUGGGAAAGUUGAAUGAAUAUGGCUGGGCCGACAAUGAGGUCCUCGCCAACUUUAUCGUCGUCAUGGUUGCUAACGAGAAGUCCAAGAUCGAUAUUAUCGGAGAGCUGAACGACAUCCUUCCCGACCAAGCGUCCGAUUUCGUGGAUUGGCUUUACACCACCAUAGACGGAGGAGCUCAGGCAACAGAACCCACGCAGGCAGAGGAGCAGCAGCAAGCCACUCUAUCCUUACAACAGAGCCAAGAGAUCUCAGCAUCUGCCGCUGAGCCGGACGAUGUCUCUAUGGACGCCUCUCGCCAACGCCCAUCUCCAGAGUCACGCGCACCUGGGCGUUUGCUAAAGAGCGCGAUCAGCAACGCCACGAGGGAGGAGCCAGCACAACGUCGACAGGCACCCUCGAGAGUCUACGAGAACGAAAAGCGGGAGCGUAAUAGUCCUAAGUCGCGCGAGAGGAGCCUGAGUCCAGCGCGGUCCAGAGAAGGUCUUUCGACGCGAGACGAACGGAUCCGAUUCCGGAGAACGAGCAGGGAGCGUGCCCAGGAUGAAACCAGGAUAGAUGCACGCCUCGGUAACGGCCGCAAGGAUAACGAUCGCAUGAAAGGACGAUUAGGAGGAAGGAUUGAGGAUCGACUAGGCACUCGGGGCGAUGUCCGUGUCCGAUCUCGGGAGCGCUCAUGGGAUAGGCACAGUGAUUACCAUGACCGACGAAUUGACAGGAACAGUCAACAGAAUAAGAAUGAUCGUAGUGGUAGCAGGAGACGCGAUGCCUUGAGGGACAUUGAACGCCGUCUAGGUACUCGCCCUGUCAACAAUUUUGACCACGAUAGCGAUGAGAACCUUCCCCGUCAGCCUGCAUCGUGGUCAUGGAACCCAGAACAGAUGCUGCGUGUCGAAGCCGACAUCACACGACGUACCGUCGAGGCACAGACCGCCAACGUCACACGGUGUCGGUACUGGCCCAACUGUGCGCAGGGCGAGAUGUGUCAGUACUGGCACCCACGAGAGCUGUGCACGGACUUCCCCAAUUGCUCCAAGACGGCGGAUACGUGUCUUUACAUUCACCCACUCGCAGAACCAACAGCGGAGCAGGUUGCAGCAGCUGCGCGCCAGGCUUUGAUGCAGUCUAUGCGUAACAGCAACAACGAUUCGUCCGGCGGAAAUGGAGAUGGCAGCUCUACGCCCAAGAUCAAUGCGCUGCAGAUGCCCUUUGCAUUGGGGUCGUCUACGUCGCAGGACUGUAAGUUUGGAGCGCGAUGCACAAGGCCCGACUGCAAGUUCCGUCAUCCACAGAAAGAGUCGAAUCAGCAGCCCUGCAAGUUCUUUCCACACUGCACCAAGCCCAACUGUCCAUUCUUCCAUCCGCCAUAUGGGGAGCCAUUGGCACAGAAGGACACGACCAUGGAUGAGUCAGAGGUCAAUGGAGAAGUCGCUAACAGACUACCAACACUCUGUCGGUAUGGCGAUCAAUGCACACGCCCUGGUUGUCAUUUCACGCAUCCACGCGAUGGUCCCGCUGCUACCUCCACUAUGCCUCUUUGCAAAUUCAACCCUUGCACACGCCCUGGAUGUCCAUUCCGCCAUGCCCCCGGCCAAACACCUGGCGUGGGUCACCACAAAUCAUUGAUCCUCAACGGCGGCCCCAAAACCAGUGAACGUUUCGCAGGCGGUGUAGCAGAUGCGAGCGAAGUAGAGAAGCUGCAUGUGCCUGCUAGCGCACAUUGGGCCAGUGGUGGAAUCAGUCAUCAGCCGGACCAGUCCACCCACCAGCACCAACAACAGCAGGAGUUGGACCAGGCGACGAUCCAGGCAAUGGAGGAGCAGGCAGCAGCAGAGAUGGACAUGGACAUGGACGUUGCGAUUUAGAGUGAGGUCUCUUGAAGCGGAGUUUUGAUGGAUAUUGUUAUUUUUAAUCGUGGAGUCCAUUCGCAACAAGCGCUGCAUUGUGGUGGAAUGAGGGGACGGAUAUGAUACAGGAGAACUCGACUUACUGGAACACAAAAGGACAAAAAAAUGCACAAAAAUGAAAAACAUAAUAAAAAAGGACGAAAGACGAAAGAAAAAAAGAAAAGAAAAAAAAAAAAAA